AUGGGGAACGUCACCCUCCUCGGAUCGGCGGCGGCGAUUGUGGCCCAGCAUUCGCAUACGGCGCAACAGCACUUGACGUGGCGCCCUCCCGUGCCGUAUCUGUUUGGGAUCCUGGCGGCCAUGCUGGGGCUGAUAGCGUUCACUCUCCUCCUGGCCUGCUCCUACUGGAAACUCUCCGGUUACGUGGAGCAGGAGAACAGCGGCGGCAGCGGCGGCCACACCGAGAGCGGGGAGGGCCAGGGUGAAAAUGGGGACGCCGCCAAGGCCACAUGGACCCCACCGAAGCAGAGGAUCGUCGAGAUCAUGGCGUGGAAUGAAAAGCCCAGCUUCCUCGCCAUCCCAGUUUCUUGUAGAGCCUCUUAUUUCGGAGACUGUUCCGGGAGGGAGAAGGUAGGCGUCGCCGAGAAGGAGAUGGACGAUUGGACGAAGAAGAUGGCAGGGAAUAGAGACGCUGCCGAGUCGGAAGCUGUUCAGGUUAGCCACUGA
Spirodela intermedia is the source of this 486-nucleotide messenger RNA. The record is from the annotation of a GenBank genome assembly. NCBI's taxonomy places the organism in Eukaryota, Viridiplantae, Streptophyta, Magnoliopsida, Alismatales, Araceae.